Messenger RNA from Symbiodinium sp. CCMP2592, 1404 nucleotides. NCBI's taxonomy places the organism in Eukaryota, Dinophyceae, Suessiales, Symbiodiniaceae. The record is from the annotation of a GenBank genome assembly.
AUGAUGUGGCCGUCGAAGGAUGUUUUGUGUUGGGAAGCUGCUUCGAGUGCUUCUACUUCUGCCAGCGAUGCUGAUCUUGCUGUGGGUGUCAGGGAGGUCAGGAAAUCUUGGCUGGUUUCAACUGCCCGGACUGAAGCCUGGCGAGACGAGCUGGACGAGGCGCGCAAUGCUGCGUUGCAGAUGUGGAAAGCCAUUAUCCUACAGUCUGUAGACUCUACAAAGCUUGGAAAGAUUCUUCAAACAGUCGGGGAUGCAGAGGAACUUGAGGCUUCUUUGAGGGACACGUUUGCUGGAAAGGCUACGUCCACUCUUACGUCGCGAGCUGGUUCUUUGCUUAUCUUUGCCAAGUGGAAGUCUACUACUCUUGGAACAGAUGUGGGCGCGAUUUUUCCGAUGUCUGAAAAAGAGGCAUAUUCGUACCUCUGCCAACUCCGGAGGGAAGGUGCCCCUAGAUCCAGAGCUGUAAAGUUUGUGGAGGCUGUUGGAUUUGCCAAAGGGAUGAUCGGGUCAGAUGUGGAUGCAGUUCUGACUUCGCCGAGGGUCAAGGGAGCAUGCAGUCCUGUGGUUCCGAACCCUCCUGUGAGAAAGAAGGCCCCUCUUCUUCUUCGCGAGAUUGUCUUCAUCGAGAAACUUGCGGUUUCAGCUGACCCCUUCAGUCAGGACGCCAUAAUUGCAGGUUAUGUCUGUGUGCUUCUGCGUUGUCGCUUGAGAUGGAGUGAUGGCAUGCACAUGGAGAGCGAGCCCACCUUAGACUUGUGUGGGAACGGGGAUGGCUUCUUCGAAGGGAGGCUAGACGAUCACAAGACUUCGGCUGCAAUGGGUUUCAAGGUGUUGCCAGUGGUUGCUGUCUUACCGGGAGUGUCGGGACUCAGUUGGGCCGAGCAUCACCUGUCGAACCGUAAGAAGCAGGGCCUUGUGGCGGGGCCUGGAAAACCUUUCCAACCGGCGACGAUCCUCAGCUGGCUCUCUAGAGCGCCGGCUCCGUCUGACAUACAGAGGAGGGCUGGAUAUCAUUUGGCAGCAGGCGAGCGCGAUCCCGCAGAAUAUGAGCGGGAUGGCCAGACGGCGGUUCUGCACUUUAUACAAGGAGUGAUGAUGUGUAUCGCUCAAGGAUUUUUCUGUCCGGACGCGCAGCGUUCUGGAAGGUGGUCUGGCUGCCGCUCGGUUGAUGAGGGCGUGGCUAUUAUCGCUGGGCAUACAGCUUUGAGCACGGGCCCGCCUGACCUCGAUGCCAAGAGCGAUGAUGGUGACGAGUCCGAGGUUUCGGAAUGCGGCGAUGGAGGCCACUCCGAGGCCGAAGAGGCUGCAGCGGAAACUGUUGUGCAUCAGGUCUCUCAGUACUUGGCAAGUGGCCGGCAGGACGCUGAUACGCAGAGGCAUCACUACAGUGGUGUUAUCUUAUGA